AAAAAUGCUGCCCAGAGUAAACUUUACAGAACUGUUCUACAGCCACGAUCUUACACUCCCCUGGGGACUGGUGUAUGUACACCAUUUUACUGAGGAGGUAAAGGACUCCAUGUGGUGAACUGUCCAAGGUCACAAUCAAGAGCCCAGUGCCCUUCAGCUCAGCCCGAGGCUCUGUGCAGAACAGGGUUUCCCUGGGGGCAAACACCAUACCCUGAUCCCUGCUGAAGGACGAAGGAGUCCAUACAAAAAACCUCAAGAGCCUCCAGCCAACCAGAGCUGGCCUGCUCAGAUCCACCCUCUUCCAGGUGAUUGGCCCCAGAGCGCUGCCAGCCCCCACGGCACCUGGGGCCAGUUUCCUCCAGGAGGACCCGCCCUGGGCAGGUUCCUCUCAGUCCAUCCCUGAUCGCUCCCGUGAGCCUGGUUCCUGAAGCAGAGGGGCAGGAGCUGCUUUGCCACUUCUCCAGCAGGAGGCCACUUCUUUCCUGGCUCUGAGCUGAGAGAGUCCUUCGCAGUCUGUCCUAUCAGCCUCUCGAUAAUGGCGCUCAAAGAGGGACUCGGGUGAGUGGGGACUGCUGACUUAAGAGGGGUCCAGUCUGGUGGCCAGAACAGUCCAAACAGGAGCUACCAAAGCUAGCCACUGAGUACUAGCUGAGUCACAGGUGCUGGGAAAAGGUGACUCACAGAGGGGACGUCGCCCGAGCGGCAGAAAGACGGACAGUCCGUACAGAUGGACACCGAGACCUGACCACUGGAGCUUGUCCGGGCCACUCCGGGCUGGCUCUGCCCGGCUGCAGCCCAGUGCCCAAGAUAAGUAUCGGCCUGCCCUACCCUGGUUGGGAGGGGGCUGGUGAAGAGGGCAGGGAGAGGCCUAUGAAUUAUAAGGCAGGCUCUGGGACUUGGCGCCAAGAAUACAAAGUCUAAUAAAGCAAAGAACCCCAUAGCCUUGCAGGGUAGACAGUCUCCAAGGAUGGGAGGAGAGGUUUGGAAGAGGUACGGAGGUGCAAACUGGGGGAGGGGGGUUGAAGGUGAUGUCAAGGAAAUUGCUGCACAAGAGCAAGCUGGCACUGAGGAAUGAUUCGGAGCUUGCUGGCAGAUGACAGGAAAGGCGCAAUCUACAUAUAGAAUGAAGGCAACAGCUAGCUUAGGAAACUUCACGGUGCAGGGUGAAGGAUGGACCCUUGUAACUGAGGCCGGAACGAUGAGAGGACAAGCCUUGCAGAGGAUUCACCUGUUUGUGUGACAUGGGAGCUGUUAAGGCAAGAUGACUCUGGGGGCUGUGUAGGGACUGACCAGAAGCAGGAAGGGAUCUGCUGCAAUGGUCCUGGUGACGGACAAGUAGAUGAGGAGACUGACGCGCAGAGGGCCUGACCUUGCCCAAGGCCAGACAGCUAAUGAGUGUCGGAGCUGGGAUUCAAACCCAGGAAUGUGGCCUCAAUGUCUGUGCUCCUUACACGUGGUUCCUGUCACUAAAGACAGGAGCACACGGCAGGGGAGGGGAGAAUGCCCCCCAGGAAGAGCUCGUCAAAAUUCUCAACACUUGGGGCACUUCCUAGAAAACAACUAACCAUGGACAAAUCCCAAAGCCCACAUCCUCUGAGCCACGAAUGGAGGAACCCACGGGCCCAGUGACUGGAGCCGCCACAGACACAUGGUCUCUGACCACAGCCAGCCCAGAGACUGGUCUCUAAGACCCAGGCAGCUCUUAACCCCCAGUCACCAAGCCACAAACGCCCCUGCACCCUCUCCUGGCCUUCUCCUCCUGGCCAAGGUCGGUCUCACCCGGCAUCCAGGCUAAGCACCCCAACCUCCAAUGUUACCGCCCCCGCAAACAUGCCCAAAGUCAUGGCCUGCAGCACUGCUGAGGAAAGCAAAGGACUGACCAUCUAGAUGCCCAUCCUCAAUGACGCCUUCUCCAAUCAGGGGCACAUUAGGCAGCUGGACAAAAGGGGGAGGACGUUCCUUCAGCACCGAGAUGGAACAGCCUCCCAGAUGCAAUGGUCAGUGGAAGAGAAAACUGCAGAACGGCUUGUCCACUGUGCUGCCAUUUGUGGGGGCAACAAAGAAAAAGGAAGAGAGAGGGAGAGAAAGAAUUUGCCUGUGCAUGUAUGAAUCAUCUCUUUUUGUUAAAUUUUUUAAAUUUUAGGACAUAUCAGAUAUUAAAUUGGUAAGAACAGAUACUACACUUGAUCUUAGCCAGAAGGCAGAGAAGCGAUGCGUGAACCACCUCUUGCAGGACACACAGAAACUGGUAACACCAGCUGCCUCCACGCAGAGGAACCACUCGGCAGAAACAGAAAACACUUUUCACGUGGUCUGGAAGAGAAUCUUCUGGCGACGGAUCCUACUUGCACUUGGCCUCUUAGGCCUACUCCUGUAUGGGCUCCCUAGUGUCAGGCAUCUGGAAGUUCUCAUCCCUAUGGGUGUCUGCCCAGCGGCCACAAUGUCCCUGCUGAGAGACAACUUCACAGGUGUCCUGCGUCCCUGGGCCCGGCCUGAAGUCCUGACGUGUACCUCCUGGGGGGCUCCCAUUAUUUGGGAUGGCACCUUCGACCCAGAUGUGGCCCAGCAAAAGGCUGGACAGAAGAACCUCACCAUUGGGCUGACUGUCUUUGCCAUAGGCAGGUACCUGGAGAAGUACCUGGCGCGCUUCCUGGAGACGGCCGAGCAGCACUUCAUGGUGGGCCAGCGCGUGGUGUACUACGUGUUCACCGAGCGGCCGGCAGCCGUGCCCCGCGUGGCGCUGGGCCCGGGCCGCCGGCUGCGCGUGCAGCGCGUGGCGCGCGAGAGGCGCUGGCAGGACGUGUGCAUGGGGCGCAUGCGCACGCUGCACGCCGCGCUGGGCGGGCAGCUGGGCCGCGAGGCGAGCUUUGUGUUCUGCAUGGACGUGGACCAGCGCUUCAGCGGCGCCUUCGGGCCCGAGGCGCUGGCCGAGUCGGUGGCGCAGCUGCACGCCUGGCACUACCACUGGCCGCGCCGGCUGCUGCCCUUCGAGCGCGACGCGCGCUCGGCCGCCGCGCUGGCGCCGGGCGAGGGCGACUUCUACUACCACGCGGCCGUGUUUGGGGGCAACGUGGCGGCGCUGCGCGAGCUGACGGCGCACUGCGCGCGGGGCCUGCGGCGGGACCGGGAGCGCGGCCUGGAAGCGCGCUGGCACGACGAGAGCCACCUCAACAAGUUCUUCUGGCUGCACAAGCCCGCCAAGGUGCUGUCGCCCGAGUUCUGCUGGAGCCCGGAAAUCGGCCGGCGGGCCGAGAUCCGCCGCCCGCGCCUGCUCUGGGCACCCAAGGAGUACCAGCUGCUGCGGGACUAGCGCCGCAGCCAGUGCCACGGCGCGCCCGGGGCGAGUCCGGCCUCGGCUGGCGCCUGGCCCUCCCUGCCUCCCGGGGCCCGGCGCCGGGCCCGGCCCCACCAGCCGGGAUGCCAUGGGCACCGUGAGCGUGUGGAGUGGAGUCACAGGACGGAGAGAUCCUGAAGCCAGUCGAGGUCCCUUCUGGAAGUGGCAUGGCACCUUGGGGGGCAGAGGGAUACUGGAUGAAAAAGGCCCUACUGCCCCUCUCGUGUGCCCGUCCCUGCGAGUGGGAGGAGGAGGUCCUGGCCUUGGGGAGCCUCUCCCUUGAAAAGUCCCCUCCCUCACUUUAUUUUUAUUUUUUCUUUUUUUAAUCUUUUUUUCUUCUUUUAUAUUAUGGGCUGUAACCAGCCCUUCCCUCGCUUUCAACGGUGGCUGAAGCACAACUGCAAUAGUGCCUCGCACAAGCAGUCUAAUAGACCUUUACGGCUUCUUGGGCAGAUGUUUUAGGCUCACCCUCCCCUCCUUUUUAAACAGGGAGAGUGAGGCAUGAAGAGGCGGGGUGUGUAAAAAGGUCACCGCCCAGGGAGAGCCAGGACUGGCCCUCGGGCCACUUACAGCUGCCUCUGGGCAUGAGGCGCAGGGGGCAACACAGGUGGGCUCUGCCUUUUUACCUCCCCUCCCCAUAAGCAUAGUUUAUGCUUAUUUGAGUCAUGUUAUCGCAGAUAAAUUGUUCCUGUGAGACAAAGUAGCAAACGUAAGAAGCCACCGACUGCUCAUCUCUGCUUGCCAGCUGCAUUUCACAAAGCCAGUGACUCUGUGACCUGGAGCAGCUCCCCGGAAAGAUGCUUUGAAGACAAAACAAUUUAGAGCACAGGGCCCCCCACGUUUGUAUUCGUCCUGGCCUUUUCCUACACAUACGUCUGAGGAAGUUAGUGGUGAUGCUUCUGUAAACUGUAACCAGAUGUACUCUAAAUCUCCACCACCUAUAUAUAAACCGAGCUAAAAUACUGCGUUAGAACAGUUCGCUAGAACCUCUCUAAAAGCUGCUCCCGGGCUGUAGACUUUAGUCUAUAGUCCUCAGUAAGACCUCUAAAUAAAACUAACUUAAAUUCU
Molecule: messenger RNA, 4402 nt
Organism: Lemur catta (Ring-tailed lemur)
Lineage: Eukaryota; Metazoa; Chordata; Mammalia; Primates; Lemuridae
Gene: A3GALT2
Product: alpha 1,3-galactosyltransferase 2
Exons: 8
Coding region: 2417-3310 (297 amino acids)
Biological process (GO): carbohydrate metabolic process
Cellular component (GO): Golgi apparatus; vesicle; membrane
Molecular function (GO): hexosyltransferase activity
Source: RefSeq, a predicted model, not a curated record